Messenger RNA from Ilex paraguariensis (yerba mate), 468 nucleotides. Lineage: Eukaryota; Viridiplantae; Streptophyta; Magnoliopsida; Aquifoliales; Aquifoliaceae. The record is from the annotation of a GenBank genome assembly.
AUGAUCAAACCAAAGAAAGAGGAAGGUAGAGCUGGUACAGAUAUGUUGCAAGACCUUAGGAUUUAUCCCCCUUUUUCGGUCACCACUAAAGUGAAAUGUAUGAAUUGGGAACCUCCUGCAAUUAACAAGGGUGUUGAGGCCUUGGUGAUGUGCUGCUGUAUUUAUGGCGUUGGAGCAGGGUUCCCUACUGAUUUAGGGUCAUUUUUCAUUUUGCUGAUUUUUCUCUCUGCUGUGGGUCUUGUGCUCUGUUCAUGCGACUGUUCACGUGUAUGGCGUUUCUCUGCUGCUAUUGCUUUCUGUCCAGCUGGUCCUCUUCUGUUUGGAUCCUGUUCAGCUGGUCUGCUGGGGAGUGAUGGUGGCCUUUCUGGUCCAUUGGCAUUCAUUGAUGGUUGCUGCUGGAUCAGUCCAGCUUUUCUCCUUGGUUGCUGUUUUUUGAUGGCCACUCUCUCCCCAAUACUAUGUCUUUGA